AUGCGUACAUUAUAUACACAUCAUCUUGUACCUAUUAUCUUGACGAACGAGAUCGCUGUUACUGAAUAUCGUGGCCGUCUUCAUUUUCCAAUUAGUUCAACCAUGCCAACCAUCGUCUCAUCUCCAUUCAAUAACAGCAACGAAUUGAAUGAAACGUUACGUCUCAAAGUUGAGAGAUCCAAUGCCGACACCACUCCGAAACGGAGAUUGAGAUCCGAUUCCGUUCUGCAAGGCAGUCCGAUCUAUUCGAGAAAUCCGCCCAGGUCUUGUUCUCCGAUGAAGUGGAAAUCGCCUCGCCGAUGCAUCAAUCACAGCCCAAACACUCCCGCAAACGAAAUGCAGGAAGAAUGUUGCGAGAAAUCGCCCAAAUUGCCGGUGAAAAGAUUGUCAGAUAGUUUUCUCGAUAAACCAAAAUGGAAUCCGAGAGAUCCGGUACAGUUGAGUGCAGUGAAGGAGGCAUUGCAUGUAUCGACCGUGCCAUCUAUGACUGUGUGCAGAGAAAAUGAGCAGAGAAGAGUUUUGGAGUUCUGUAAGCAAUGCAUAGAAAAAGAGAAGGCCGGGAGUUUGUAUGUGUGUGGAUGCCCGGGGACCGGGAAAUCACUGUCGAUGGAAAGAGUUAAAGAGUCUUUGAUUGAUUGGGCAAAGGAGGAAGGAUUUCAGCCACCAGAUGUUUUAGCCAUAAAUUGUACUUCUCUUGCACACACUUCCGAAAUUUUUAGCAAGAUACUAGAGAAGAACCAGCUGCGGAAGAAAACAAAUGGUUCUAAUUCACCCUUGCAGCAUCUUCAGAAUUUGUUUUCUCAAAAGCAGCAAUCAACUGGCAUGAAGAUGAUGCUGAUUAUUGCUGACGAGUUGGAUUAUUUGAUAACUAGAGACCGAGCUGUGCUGCAUGAUCUUUUCAUGCUUACAACUUUGCCAUUCUCCAGAUGCAUAUUGAUAGGAGUAGCCAAUGCCAUAGACCUAGCAGAUCGAUUUCUUCCAAGACUUCAAUCAUUGAAUUGCAAGCCUGCGGUUAUAACUUUUCGGGCCUACUACAAGGAUCAGAUCAUCACGAUUCUUCAACAGAGACUAACGGUACUUCCUUACACUGUCUUUCAAUCGCAAGCCUUGGAGCUCUGUGCCAGAAAAGUUGCAGCUGCUUCUGGAGACAUGAGGAAAGCUUUAUGCAUUUGCAGGAGUGCAAUUGAGAUGCUAGAAGCAGAGCUGAGAGAAUCUUCCUGCAAUCUAAAUAUGCCGUCAGUAGAAAACGUGCUUUUUGAUCAACAUACAACUCCAGCUCGGGAAAGUUUGACAAAGCAAGAAAUUGAUAUUGUGAGGGUUGAUCACAUGGCCACUGCUUUGUCAAAGACGUAUAGAUCACCAAUAGUUGAUACUAUACAAUCUCUUCCACAACACCAACAGAUUAUACUUUGUUCAGCUGUGAAACUAUUCCGUAGGGGAAAGAAGGAUACAACCAUAGGGGAGCUCAGUAAAUUUUACAUGGAUAUUUGCAAAUCAAUAUUAAUCCCACCAGUCGGAAUCAUGGAACUUUCUAGCAUGUGCAGAGUGCUAGGUGACCAGGGGCUUCUCAAACUUGGUCAAUCUAGAGAAGAUAAAUUAAGAAGAGUAACAUUAAAAGUAGACGAGGCAGAUAUUACUUUUGCAUUGCAGGGAUUUCGCGUAUUUCGAAAUUGCCUUCAGUAGUUCAGGACAUAAGUACAUGGGCUCAUGGUUAUUCUCAUGCAUGGUGGUGGUGAAUGUUCCGUUUUCACUUCUUCGCUUACUCUGAAUUUAAAGAUAUCAGUGCAUUGGCACAAUUGCUUCAGUCUAUUUUCAUCAGAUGUGGAGUAAUGGAGAGAACAGUUGGUAGACUUCUAGAUGUGGUAUUAGCCAGUUGCCAGCAAAGAGUUGCCGCUGCUGACAUAUCUAUUAUCAUUAGUUCCAAUCAUAUAAAUAUAUAUAUAUAUAUCUUUAUUUUUCAAGAAAAAACUGAUAAAUGUAAUAUACAAAUGUCACUUGUAACAGAAUUUAUUGAUAGCAGAGCUAUUACAUACAUUUUAGCAAUAAAGUA
Molecule: messenger RNA, 2050 nt
Organism: Cornus florida
Lineage: Eukaryota; Viridiplantae; Streptophyta; Magnoliopsida; Cornales; Cornaceae
Product: cell division control protein 6 homolog B-like
Exons: 17
Coding region: 1-1683 (560 amino acids)
Biological process (GO): mitotic DNA replication checkpoint signaling; DNA replication initiation; cell division
Cellular component (GO): nucleus
Molecular function (GO): ATP hydrolysis activity; DNA replication origin binding
Source: RefSeq, a predicted model, not a curated record